Hydatigera taeniaeformis is the source of this 474-nucleotide messenger RNA. Lineage: Eukaryota; Metazoa; Platyhelminthes; Cestoda; Cyclophyllidea; Taeniidae. The record is from the annotation of a GenBank genome assembly.
AUGGGGCUAAAGUACCCAGGCCAGAUGCAGAACAUGAAAAAGGCAAAGGAAAGGAAAAAGGAGGAGGCAAUGGAUGUGUGUCCACUCGACGGUGUACUGACGUGCAGUGAGUGGCACGUCUGUCUGACCACUUGGUACUUCAGUUUGGCAGUCUGUCUCUCCUCCUGUGCUGCUGCCUGUGGCAACUCCCAAUGUACGCAUGUGUGUGCAUGGGAGGAUGUGUGCAUGCGUGCCAGAAUGAGGCAGCGAUUCUUCACUGUCAUAGGGAAGACAGGCCACGUUGGCAGCUGUGUGGAGGCCUUAUGCAUGCGCACGUGCGAGAGUUGCAUGCUGAACGGUGGUGAUGGUUGUGUUGAUGGUGGUGGUGGUGGUGGAGGAGGAGAGGAAAGUAGUGCCUUAUUGUGUUGCGAAUGGGUGGAAAGAAGGCGCUCGGUGAUGGCACUCCUCAACUUCCCUGCAUCGAGUGCUGAUUGA